ACGUCACCAUUACGCGCCGCCAUGUGGAAACCAAACGCAGCUGAAAGUAAUGGACGCGUUUGUGUGUAUGCGGCGGAUUGACACUUAACUUUGACUGUUUAGGACGUCUGUUAGCAUUUAAACUUAUUUUUUAGUUUUUCUAGCGAUUUUGAAAGAAAUGACAGUAUCGCUGCUGAGUCAUUUACUGGGUAACCUUUGCGGGAAGACGUGAAAUUUGACAAAUGGAUGGUGACGACAGCCUGAAGAGCGACGACAGUAAACUUGUAAAUAAUAAUAUCAUCAAUCACAAUACAAAUACAACUGAAGACGUUGGUGGAGAAGACGGCCAAGCUGCCGAGGAGCAAACUUUGUCCAAAAGGCAAAGGAAGAAGCUCCUAAAGCAGCAGAAAUGGGAGGACGAGAGGGAGUUGAGGAAGCAAAGGCGCAAGGACAGGAAGCAGCAGCGUCGCCUGGAGAGGCAAAACCAGGAGGACGGGGGCGACGCGCGGGACCAGCGCCGGGCCGGAAAGCGCCCGCGUCAGGAGGCGGCGCCUACAUCUCUGCGGCUGCUGGUGGACUGCAGCUUUGACGAUCUCAUGCUGAUCAAGGACGUUCGGAAGCUUCACAAGCAGAUCCAGAGGUGUUACGCUGAAAACCGGCGAGCUUCGCGUCCGGUCCAGUUUUAUCUGACAAGCCUCGGAGGACAACUCAAACAGAGUAUGGAUGAAAAGGAUAAAGGGUGGAUCAACUGGAAGGAUAUCAUCAUUAAAUUAGAACACUUCACUGAAGUCGUGGACAAGGACGAUUUAGUCUACCUGACGUCGGACUCUCCCAACAUUCUGACGGAACUGGACCUGAAAAAAGCCUACGUGAUAGGCGGGUUGGUGGACCACAACCACCACAAGGGGAUCACCUUGGAUCGGGCGAAGGCGCUCGGGAUCUGUCACGCCCAGCUUCCCCUAGGAAGCUUCGUCCAGAUGAACAGUCGCAAAGUUCUCGCUGUCAACCACGUGUUCGAGAUCAUCCUGGCGUACGUGGAGAAAGGCAGUUGGCGGGACGCAUUCUUCUCCGUGCUGCCGCCGAGGAAAGGAGCCAAGGCGCUGGUUCCGGAAACGCCGGACGAGGACGAGCGCUCUGAUCCAGACGCGCCCCAAACUACUCAAAAGUGAGCCCUAAGCUUGUGCCGUUGUAUUAUUUAUAAUUUCCCAAGCCUUCUUUUAACGGGCUCCUGUUUUUGUUCACCAAAUUCGACUUUUUUAAUUUCCGGUCUGAUAUAUUUAGCUUUUUUGAUUCGUGCCAAUCGCCCAUUUUCUCGUCUUACAACUGAAAAAAUGACUUUUCGUAUAAUUUGACUUGAGAGUUUGUUACUAUGACGUGUAAUAUUUCGUGAAAAUGACUCAUUUUUAAUUUUUCCGGAAUUUUCUUUUUACAGGUUAGUUCUUGUAAAAUUAAUACACCGAUGAAAUCAUUUUUUUGUUGUCAUAUUUUGAUUUUCUUUAUCACGAAGUGAAGAUUUGUUAUGUAUUAUUUUUAAGGACGGUAUAUUGCUGAUAUAUGCUUUUAUUACAAAAUGUCACAUCACAAUUUUCAUCAAAUCAUUUUUUUUUUUUUUUUUGAUUGGAGAAAAAAAAAAUACAAUUACUGAAUACAAUUUUGAGAGAAUCUCAAGAUGGUUGGUUCCUGUUCAUUUUGGAGCAAUUCCGGGCAACCACUGCUGAAUUCGCAGCUACGCUCGUCUUUGUGGCUGUCGCGUGUUUUGUGGGGCUCGUGCGUGGCCGGAUGUGAUAGGGCAGGUUCGGGUGGGGGGCCCUGGUACUGGGAUUGGCGAUGAGGCGGCGUGGCGUCUGUUGCCGAGGGACUUACACUCACAAGGGAUUCACACGAUUACUGGUUUCUAGAUCACAUAGCUGAUUUGUGUGCACUCCACCUCUCCCAAUCACUUAGCCUACAGACUCCCCCACCCCUGUCCCCUUCUUUCCCUGGUCAACAGGCCCCCCACAUGGUGUCAAUC
Messenger RNA from Corythoichthys intestinalis (scribbled pipefish), 1990 nucleotides. It is a transcript of the gene trmt10a, whose product is annotated as tRNA methyltransferase 10A. Bases 222 to 1148 code for a protein of 308 amino acids. The transcript has 6 exons. Gene Ontology annotation, cellular component: nucleoplasm; nucleus; cytosol. The record is from RefSeq and is a predicted model, not a curated record. Gene Ontology annotation, molecular function: tRNA binding; methyltransferase activity. NCBI's taxonomy places the organism in Eukaryota, Metazoa, Chordata, Actinopteri, Syngnathiformes, Syngnathidae. Gene Ontology annotation, biological process: tRNA N1-guanine methylation.